AUGGCGGAGGUGGAUACGGACACGGUGGAGGUGGAUACGGACACGGUGGAGGUGGAUACGGACACGGCGGAGGCGGAUACGGAAAAGGACAUGGCGGAGGUGGAUACGGACACGGUGGAGGUGGAUACGGACACGGCGGAGGCGGAUACGGACACGGUGGAGGUGGAUACGGACACGGCGGAGGUGGAUACGGACACGGCGGAGGCGGAUACGGACACGGUGGAGGUGGAUACGGACACGGUGGAGGUGGAUACGGACACGGACACGGGGAGGUAUGGCGGAAAAGGACACGGCGGAGGAGGAUAUGGCCACGGCGGAGGUUAUGGACAUGGAGGCGGUGGAUAUGGCAAAGGCUAUGGAGGCGGUUACGGGUAUGGCCAUUAA
Molecule: messenger RNA, 384 nt
Organism: Penaeus vannamei (Pacific white shrimp)
Lineage: Eukaryota; Metazoa; Arthropoda; Malacostraca; Decapoda; Penaeidae
Source: RefSeq, a predicted model, not a curated record